AGUCGGCGGCUAGCGACAUUUUUAUUAAUUGGCAAGCAUUUGUUGAAAUAAAACGUUAACCACGGAUCACUUAUACUCAAUCAUUUUCGCUGCAGGCAUUUGCCGCAAUCAAAGAAUAAUCAAAUAGAAAAUCAAAACUGAGUCUGCAUUAUAAUGGCCAAUCAAAGAUUGAGCUCGUCAACAGCCGGCGGCUGCCUUUCGCUCUCAAUGCUGUUCGCCUGUCUGUGCAUCAUGGCAUCUCAACUGACCGGCAGCAAUGGGGCCGCCGUGAUGUCUGUUGAUCUCGGCAGUGAGUGGAUGAAAGUGGGCGUCGUGUCGCCGGGCGUGCCAAUGGAGAUCGCUUUGAAUCGCGAGUCCAAGCGCAAAACACCGGCCAUCAUCGCUUUCCGCGAUAAUACGCGCACCAUUGGCGAGGAUGCCCAAACAAUUGGAAUACGCGAUCCAUCGGCCGCCUAUGGCUAUCUAUUGGAUUUGCUGGGCAAAACCAUUGAUAAUCCCAUUGUUGAUCUGUACAGAAAACGCUUUCCGUACUAUACCAUCGUGGGCGACAAGGAGCGCAAUACGGUGGUGUUCAAGAAGAGCGACACCGAGGAGUUCAGCGUGGAGGAGCUGGUUGCCCAACUGCUGGUCAAGGCCAAGGAAUACGCACAAGAAUCGACACAGCAAUCGAUCACCGAAUGUGUGCUAACGGUGCCCGGAUACUUUGGUCAGGCCGAGCGAGAGGCUUUGCUGGUCGCUGCACAAUUGGCCAAUUUGAAGGUGCUGCAGCUGAUCAACGAUUAUGCGGCCGUAGCGCUCAACUAUGGCGUGUUCCAUCGCGGAGAGAUCAAUGAGACGGCACAGUAUUUCCUGUUCUAUGAUAUGGGCGCCUACAAGACAUCCGCUGCGGUGGUCAGCUAUCAGUUGGUCAAGGAUAAGCAGACCAAGGAGGUCAAUCCGGUGGUCCAGGUGCUGGGCGUUGGCUAUGAUCGAUCGCUGGGCGGCCUGGAGAUACAGCUGCGCUUGCGCGACUAUUUAGCCCAGGAGUUCAAUGCCCUGAAGAAGACCAAGACGGAUGUCACACAGAGUCCACGGGCGCUGGCCAAACUGUUCAAGGAGGCGGGUCGUGUGAAGAACGUGUUGUCAGCCAACACAGAACAUUAUGCGCAGAUUGAGAAUCUGCUGGAGGAUCAGGACUUUAAGCUGGUGGUGUCGCGCGAGAAGCUAGAGGAGCUAUGCGCUGAUCUGUGGCCACGCACCACUAAACCAUUGGAGGAUGCUCUCGCCACGUCGAACCUGUCGCUGGAUGUGAUUACUCAGGUGAUACUCUUUGGCGGAGGCACGCGUGUGCCACGUGUUCAGGAGACAAUCAAGCAGCUGAUCAAACAGGAGCUGGGCAAGAAUCUGAAUGCUGAUGAAUCGGCCACCAUGGGCGCCGUCUACAAGGCAGCCGAUCUGUCCUCUGGCUUUAAGGUGAAGAAGUUCAUAGUUAAGGAUGCAGUGAUCUUCCCCCUGCAAGUGUCCUUUGAACGUGAUCCGGGCGAUGGUGCAGCCGUGAAGCAAGUGAAGCGUGUGCUCUUCGCCCUGAUGAAUCCCUAUCCGCAGAAGAAGGUAAUCACCUUCAACAAGCACACGGAUGACUUUGAGUUCUAUGUGAAUUAUGGAGACUUGGAUCGCUACAGCGCGGAGGAUAUUGCUGCUCUUGGAAGCCUCAAUAUCACGCGCGUUGAACUGCAGAAGGUCAAGGAUCUGCUGGAGAAGUCGAAGAAGGAUCAGGUGGACAAUAAGGGCAUCAAGGCGUACUUCUAUAUGGAUGACUCUGGCAUUUUCCGUUGCACGGGCGUCGAGUAUGUUUAUGAGAAGCAAAAGGUUGACGAGGAGCAGGACGAGGAUAGCACAUUGGCCAAGCUAGGCAGCACCAUCAGCAAACUCUUCACCAAGGAGGCUGAGAAAGCUGAGGGCAGCGAAACCCCAACGCCCAAUGACCAAGAAUCCGGCGAGGAGCCAGCCGAUCCCAAGCCUGAUGAUGAAACUAAGAAGGCCGGUAAUGCCAACGACUCAGUUCCCACCAAAAAUGUAGAUGAGAACAAGGCCGAGGCCAAGAAUGAGACCAUCAAACUAGUCACCAUCAAGGCACCCGUGGCCCACAAGACAGAGAUUAGAUUUACACAGCCUUUGAGUGGCAGCGGCUACAACGACGCUCUGGCUAAGCUGCAGGCUAUCAACAAACAAGAGGAGGAGCGCGUUCGCUUGGAGUCCACAUUCAAUGCACUCGAAUCGCAUAUCAUCGAGGUCCAGCAGAAGCUGGAUGAAAAGCCUUAUGCGGAGUGUGCCACGGACGCGGAGAAGGAGGAGUUGUUAGCCGAGUGCAGCAAGCUGUCCGAGUGGCUGUACGAGGAUGAGGAUAAUCGUACGCCCGAAGUUUAUGAGGAGAAGUUGAAGCAGCUGAAAAAGCUGUCAAGUGUAUUCCUCGGUCGUCACUGGGAGCACGAGGAACGUCCGGAUGCGAUCAAGUCCUUCAAGGGCAUGAUCGAGAGCGCUGAAAAGUUCCUUCUGACGGCACGUAAUCUCACCAAGGACACAAAUCCCGAGAUGGAUGUCUUCACCCAGGUGGAGAUCGACACGCUCGUCAAAGUGAUCACAGAGUCAAGCACCUGGCUGAAGACCGAAGUCGCCGCCCAGAAGAAGCUCAGCCGGAAUGCGGAUGUGCGUCUAACGGUGCAGGAUAUGAUGAAAAAGAUGGCCACGCUGGAUCGCGAAGUUCAGUAUAUGGCCAACAAGAUGAAGAUUUGGAAACCUAAGGCGAAGGUCGAUAAGAAGCCUAAGGAGCCUGUACCUGUUGAAGAGACAGUUCAAGGCAGUGGCAGCGGUAGCGGCGACAACGCCGACUUCAAAACCGAAGAAGCGGUCAAGGACAAAGCUGAGCAGCCAAAGGAUCAGAAGGAGGAGGAGCAGGUAACACCCACUCCUACAGCCGACGCCAAAACACCACACAGCGAACUCUAAAGCAAGACUGCAUGAAAUGAACAGAAAGAGAACAUGAGAGGUAAAUCGAGAGAUAGAGAGAGAGAGAGAGAUAGCGUGAAGAAGAGAACGCAGGAUAAAUUCACAAUCGGAGAAAAUGCGAAAACAGGAACUGGAACGGGGGAAAGUUGUGCGCUUAAUGCGUUGGGCUUGCCCAGAAGGGAGGGGAAAUAACGGAUUAGGGGGACAAUCCGUUCAAAGCUUUGAAGUAGUAAAACGAAAAUGGAGGGGGCAUACGUUGGCUUACGGGUGGACGGCUCUGGUCUGAAGCCCAACGCAUUUUUCGUACAAAAUUAGAGAAAAAAAGAAUAGAUGAAAAAAAAGAGCGUUCAAUGUUUUUUUUUUUUAAUCUUAAAUUAUUAUUUCGUUCGAACUAGCUAAUGGCGGGGUUAAAUUAUGCUACUUUAAACAUAAAUCUAUAACUAAAGAAAUUCAAUGAAGUGUAAAAAUUCAAUUUUCAUUCCGUCGUGCUUUAAGUUCAUCAAUCUAUUAAUGCCUGGAUAUAUUAUCUAAUUAAAUAAAAAC
This is a messenger RNA of Drosophila arizonae, 3528 nucleotides long. It is a transcript of the gene Grp170, whose product is annotated as hypoxia up-regulated Grp170 co-chaperone protein. Gene Ontology annotation, molecular function: ATP-dependent protein folding chaperone; ATP binding. NCBI's taxonomy places the organism in Eukaryota, Metazoa, Arthropoda, Insecta, Diptera, Drosophilidae. The record is from RefSeq and is a predicted model, not a curated record. Gene Ontology annotation, cellular component: endoplasmic reticulum chaperone complex. Gene Ontology annotation, biological process: endoplasmic reticulum unfolded protein response.